GCAAAACACUCGCCGUCGAGCGCACAUGCGCAGUCCCGUUUGAUGGUUUUGAGAACGCCACCAGCCGGAACCCGAUCGGGGGUUCGCGAAGCAGAGGAUGACAUUCGAAUUUUACAACAAACAUGUCGUUCUUCAAUAAAGCCGACUACUUUAGCCCUACGCCUUUUUGGCAAAAUGGCCCGGCACCAGGUGCAAUUUACAAUUUCCCAGGGCCUACCGCGAGCUCCGGUACGAAUGGCAUGCAGAGAACACAAUCCCCGAUGACCACGGGUACAUCGGUCAUAGGACUGCAGUUCAAGGAUGGAAUUGUCAUCGCGGCUGAUGUCUUGGCCUCAUACGGUUCCCUAGCCAGAUUCAGGAACUGUGAACGUGUUAUUAAAGUGAACGACAAUAUCAUUCUUGGUGCUGGUGGUGACUACGCUGAUUACCAGUAUCUCAGAAGUAUUAUAGAGCAGAAGAUCCUGGAUGAAAGAUGUCUGGAUGAUGGUUUCACUCUCAAACCAAAGUCUCUCCAUUGCUGGUUGACCAGAGUUAUGUACAACAAGAGAUCAAAGUUUGAUCCCCUGUGGAAUAACUUCAUCAUUGGUGGCAUUGAAGAUGACAAAUUAUUUUUAGGAACAGUUGAUAAAUUAGGAACGGCAUUUACUGAUCCUGUGAUUGCCACCGGUUACGGUGCAUACAUGGCUUCACCACUUCUGAACAAAGCUUAUGAAGCUAACCCAGAGAUGACUGAGCAAGAAGCCACAGAUCUUAUUUACAAAGCUAUGCAAGUACUUUUCUACCGAGAUGCAAGGUCUUUCCCCAAGUACCACCUUGGAGUCAUCACAAAAGAGAAAGGAGUAGAAAUCAAAGGUCCAAUCACCAUUGAUCAUAAUUGGGAGGUGUCUACAAUGGGAAGAGAUUACGAUUAAUUCAAAUUUAAAGUUAUUUAACUAUAAGCCGACUUUAAGUUGUUUUUCAUAAAUAAAAUUUCAAUAUACUGAUUCGUGAAACAAGCAUUUUAUUAAACAUUGAAUAAAUAUUCCAGACUCUUUGUACUUAA
Molecule: messenger RNA, 1042 nt
Organism: Nasonia vitripennis (jewel wasp)
Lineage: Eukaryota; Metazoa; Arthropoda; Insecta; Hymenoptera; Pteromalidae
Gene: Prosbeta7
Product: proteasome subunit beta type-4
Exons: 5
Coding region: 123-911 (262 amino acids)
Cellular component (GO): proteasome core complex
Source: RefSeq, a predicted model, not a curated record